Molecule: messenger RNA, 780 nt
Organism: Naegleria gruberi
Lineage: Eukaryota; Heterolobosea; Eutetramitea; Acrasida; Naegleriidae
Exons: 1
Coding region: 1-780 (259 amino acids)
Molecular function (GO): protein binding
Source: RefSeq, a predicted model, not a curated record
AUGGAAAAUCUAACAUCACUGAGUAUUAGCCGAAAUCAAAUAGGAAAUGAAGGAGCUGCACUUUUAAGUCAAUUGACAAAGCUGAAAAAGCUUGAUGUUGGAACAAGUCAUAUUGGCAAUCAAGGUGCCAAGUCAAUCAGUCAAAUGAGUCAAUUGACCUAUCUUGACAUUUGUAAAAAUCCAUUGGGUAUCGAAGGUGUUGAAUCAAUAAGCACAAAUUUGAAAAAUUUAACAUUCCUUAACAUGAGCUAUAAUAAUAUCAAUACAGCUGGAGCCAAAUUAAUUAGUCAAUUGGAGAAUUUAACAGAACUCAAUGUUGGAUGCAAUGAAAUACAUAAUGAUGGAAUCGAUUCUAUAUGUAAACUCAAAUUAUUGACCUCUUUGGACAUUCAAUCAAACACAUUCCAUGCCAGCUCUGUGAAAUGCUUAGGUGAGCUGCAAAAUUUAAGAUUGUUAAAUAUUGGAUACAAUCAUGUAACUCCAGAUUUGGCAAAAUGUAUUGGAGAAUUGAAAGAAUUGACCUAUCUCAAUAUUCGAUUCAAUUAUGUUGGAGAUGAGGGGAUGAAAGAGAUAAGUAAAUUGAAGAAAUUAACAUUCCUAGAUGUGGCCCAAAAUGGAUUGAGCUCAGAAGGUGCACUUUCUGUCAGUAAAUUGAAAUCAUUGUCAAGUUUGUGUAUUACAAAUAAUGACAUUGACAUUAUUGGAGAAAAUUAUAUUAAAGGAAUGAAAAACCAAUUGAAAGUUUGUGGAAUGGGUGGAAUAUCACUUGAUAGAAUUUAA